Messenger RNA from Medioppia subpectinata, 264 nucleotides. The record is from the annotation of a GenBank genome assembly. NCBI's taxonomy places the organism in Eukaryota, Metazoa, Arthropoda, Arachnida, Sarcoptiformes, Oppiidae.
AUGGCGGACAAAGUGAUGGCCAAUAAGGGAGUGGUGUACGCGUCGGAAGAGGAGGAGCAGGAUUUGGUGGAUCCACAGGUGACACUUCGGGAGGAAUGCGGUUCAGGACAUCACUGCCAGGGCUUCGACCAGAAGCUGAAGGAAUGCAACGAUCGGGUCUCGGGUCGCACGAAGACCGCCGAGACCUGUAUGGAGGAAGUGAUCGAUUUCAUGCAUUGUGUCGACCAUUGCGUGUCUCAGACACUGUUCAACAAACUUAAAUAA